Aspergillus uvarum CBS 121591 is the source of this 1538-nucleotide messenger RNA. RefSeq lists its product as uncharacterized. The coding region runs from base 16 to 1434 and encodes 472 amino acids. Lineage: Eukaryota; Fungi; Ascomycota; Eurotiomycetes; Eurotiales; Aspergillaceae. The record is from RefSeq and is a predicted model, not a curated record. The transcript is spliced from 2 exons.
UGGGGUUUACGCACGAUGACAAGCCCGCGAUCGUCGUCUUUGACAGGCAUCGUACAGCGCGGCGAGUUAAGUUCUCUGGGUGACGAAGCUCUAGUGCGGCUACUGAACCAGGAAUUUGCCCCGGAAGUGGAGCGGUUGAAGCGCGUUCCGCGGCGCCAGGGCGAAGGGGAGGAAGGGACGGUCCCGCCUGGCACCAUAAGGGCGAAGAACGGGCGUGACGGAGCGCUACUAACCCCAUCCCGCCUCCUGUUCGGCGAGGAUUUCUGCGAAGUGAACCGGACCAUCACCAACAUUCUCGCGGUCAAGUGGUUGAUGGCCGAUCAAUAUGAUGUGUUCACGGCCCACCAGUCCCCCGCAGUCCGUCUCUCGGUCGGCACUUUCCGGCGGUUUCGUUCCUGUGCAAACCCCAUUCUCACCGAUGCUGAGCAGUUGAUGGCUUUGAUCGUGGCGCUAUUAGUGGGCGACAUUGGCAAGGAUCCUCAGCUGGCCGGCGAUAUUGCCGCCCGCCGCGCAUCUGUGGACACCUACACGAACACGGGCAACCACGACGAGCUUCUCGCCGACGCCGUAGCCCUGAAUCUACUCGACGGACCACUGGAGCUCCUGUCCCCAGCCCGCCGCGAGGAUGUGAUCCUGGGAAUUCACGUCGGAGCCACGCUGAAUAUCCCCCAGCUGAUGCAAGGGGAGAACGUCCCCGGAAGCCUGCAGCGGAUUCUUCGGUUCCAGGGCCACCCCUCAGCCUUUCUUCUGAAAUACAUGGAGAUCAUGUUCGACGUGGCCGGUGCUGCCGCGCACCUGGACGCGCGAGGUGCCACCAGCAUGACAGAGCCGGUGUGUCAGUCCUUCUUGCAGGCCUUCCCCAUUCUCGAGCGGGUGAUCGCGGGCCGCACCUCCCUGCGGGAUGCAUACGAUGAGGUUCUGCAGAACCGCGGCCAGAUCCUGGCGGAUCAGGGCUUCCCGGAUCUGUCGGUCGCAACCUCCGCCUCCGACCGGGCGCUGCUCCGCCUCCUCGCCAUGGGCCGCGUCGCGGAUCGGCGGACCGCCGAGCGGUUUCAGCAGGCGUUUCAUGGUCUGUCCGAUGCAACCCGCGACGCUCUCGUGCGCGGACUCAACGUCGAUGGCUGCGACGAUGACGCCGAUAACGGUCGGCCCGCGGUGGUGCUGUACUACAUGCCGUCCGUGUUCGUGGAGGGGCUGCGCGCCUUGCAUGACGCACCCGAGGAGGAUCAGGUGGCUGGGUUGCAGAGCUUGAUGGGAUUCAUGGCCCGGAAUUUCGAGGCCUCAUCCGAAGACGAGGAUCGGGGAGGGUCGUCUAUCCGGGAGCGCGACGUGUCGCCAGUCAAGGAAAUCGUCUCCAGCCCGCAAUUCCGUGCGAACCCGCAUAUACUGGAUUCGUAUCCGUUGCCGGCGGGUGAAAGCUAUCUGAAUGGAUAGGCUGGUCGUUUCGCUAGGUCGUGUCUGGACGCCAGGUAGACAGGUGUUUCUUUAUACUGGUACAUAAUAAGUAUAUGACAUGAUGUUCCAUUGGUGCUUACUCG